AUGUUCAUCAAUUUACAAUAUUUAAGCUUCGGUCCAUGGACAAAUUUGCGACCACCAUCUUUAUUUGAGAUGCCAUAUCCAAGUGCUAUUUCUUCAAAUCUGUUAGAAUUACAUAUUUGUGGAACUUUCUUUACCGAUUUGCUUUAUUUACUUGAUGGACGUUUUAAUCAACUUCAUACAUUUCAUGUUAAUAUUAUAUUCUUUCACUGCACCACUUCAACAAUUCAUAGUAGGGAAAAAUUACCGAAUCUAAGAUAUUUUUCGUUACAUUCUAAUACGGGUCUACAUAAUUAUGAUGAAUCAAUUGUACCACUUCUACAUCGGAUGUUGAAUUUAGAAAAACUUGAUUUACAACUUGUGGUGCAUCGUAACAAAGGAUUCAUUAAUGGAAAUGAUUUCAAAGAAGAUAUUAUCAAUAAUAUGUCAAGAUUAAAUAAAUUUACAUUUAAUAUUCGUUUAUUCAAUUAUCUUCCUAAUCAAACUAAUAUACUUUCAAAUGAAAAUAUUCAAUGUAAAUUCAAAGAUUUUAAGAGUAAUGAAAUUAUUUCUUGUGUUGAUUAUUUUCAAGAAAAACAAUAUAGUUAUUGUCAUAUUUAUUCAUAUCCAUAUAGAAUGAAUUAUUAUGAUAAUAUCUCAAAUAAUUUUCCAGGUGGAUUAUUUAAAAAUGUUCAUAGAGUAUCAUUAUUUGAUGAACGUUCAUUUGAACAUGAAUUUUUUAUUCAAAUUCAGAAAUCAUUUCCAUUUAUGAAGGAAUUAACUGUAAUUAAUGCAAAACCGCAGAAGAAUAAAUUAUAUAGAAAAUCAAAGAACGACAAUCAAUAUUUAUCAAUUAUUAAAUAUCCUCAUCUAACUGAACUCUGUCUUCUUCAAGCUCAUGAUGAUUAUGUCGAACAAUUUUUACUUGAUACGGAUGUAUUUAUGCCGAAUAAUGUCCAUCUUAUUGUCUAUUAUCAAGCAAUGAAAAGAGUUACAGAAAAUUUCACAAGACAUGCAACACGAGUUAAUUGUGCCAAACUGGCUUCUGUGUCUCUACUUGAUACGUAUAAAUUUAUUAAACCUGUAAAAGACUAUUUUCCUCGGGCAGAUAAACAUUGA
Messenger RNA from Rotaria sordida, 1095 nucleotides. Lineage: Eukaryota; Metazoa; Rotifera; Eurotatoria; Philodinida; Philodinidae. The record is from the annotation of a GenBank genome assembly.